GUGUGGAUCAGUGUGUGCGCUGUCCAGAAACUCAUUAUGCAAGUGUAGAAAAGAGACAUUGCCUGAAGAAAACUGUAACCUUUCUGUCCUAUAAUGAUCCCUUGGGGAAGGGAAUCACACUUCUGUCCCUUGGAUUCUCAACAGUCACAGCUCUUGUUAUUUGGGUAUUUGUAGACCACAGAGGCACUCCAAUUAUAAAGGCCAAUAAUAGAUCUCUCAGUUACAUUCUGCUCAUCACUCUCCUCCUCUGUUUCCUCUGUCCAUUGCUCUUCAUUGGCCUUCCAAAUACAGCAACGUGUAUAAUGCAACAGUACAUGUUUGGACUUCUGUUCACUGUGGCCCUGUCCACUGUGUUGGCCAAAACCAUCACUGUAGUUAUGGCCUUCAAGAUUACUGCUCCAGGAAGAAAGAUAAGAUGGUUGCUGACAUCACAAGUUCCUAAAUUUGUCAUACCAAUUUGUACCCUGAUACAAGUUCUUCUCUCUGUUAUAUGGCUGGGGACAUCUCCUCCAUUUAUUGACAAGGAUUAUCACUCUGAACAUGGACACAUCAUCAUUCUUUGCAACAAGGGCUCAUAUAUUGACUUCUAUGGCACUCUGGCCUACCUGGGAAUCAUGGCCUUUGGUAGUUACUUCUUGGCUUUCUUGUCCAGGAGAUUGCCUGACAGAUUUAAUGAAUCUAAGUCUCUGUCUUUCAGCAUGCUUGUGUUCUGCAGUAUAUGGGUCAUGUUCCUCCCUGUCUACCACAGCACCUCUGGGAAGGUAAUGGUGGCUAUGGAAAUGUUCUCUAUUUUGGCUUCCAGUGCAAGCAUUCUUAUUAUAGUCUUUGCUCCUAAGUGCUACAUUGUUUUGUUUAGGCCAGAGUUGAACACACUUCCUCACAACAGGGAUAAAAGAUACCACAGGAACAAAAAUUUACUUAAAACAUAGUUCACAUGAUUCUUCAACUAAAUUGGAGUUUUCUAGGUCUCAACUAUUAUGACAGUCAAAGAUAAAGUUAUGGUAUGUUUUUCUUAUGAUAGCUUCGUGGACAUACAUUCUCACCAAAUAUUCUAUCCAUAGCUUGCUUCCCUGGAACCAAAUGAUGAAGUAUGUAAUAAAUUUCACACACUGUGACUUCCAUAUUAAACUUCAUACCACAAUAUUCCUCAUAACAUUUCACAUUUUCAAAUCUCUUAUUUUAUAUAAAUUAAUCAUUUUUUGUCCAAAUAUCCUCCCCGUCCUAAUCCACUCUGUGUCUGUUUCACAUUCCAUACCUCCUACCCUAUCUCCAUGAGGAUGUCCCCACCCUGCCAUGUCUAACCCCACAAGACCUACACACUCCCUGAGCCCUCCAGUCCCUUGAUGGUUAGGUGUAUCUUCACUGAAUGAGUCUAGCCCUGACAGUCCUCUGCUAUAUAUGUGUUGGGGACCUCAUAUUAGCAAGUGUAUGCUGCCUGGUUCCUGGCCCAGAGUCUGAGAGAUCUCUGGCAUCCAGGGAAGUUGAGAUUGUUGGUUCUCCUACAGGGU
This is a messenger RNA of Mus pahari (shrew mouse), 1508 nucleotides long. RefSeq names its product vomeronasal type-2 receptor 116-like. Gene Ontology annotation, molecular function: G protein-coupled receptor activity. Gene Ontology annotation, cellular component: membrane. NCBI's taxonomy places the organism in Eukaryota, Metazoa, Chordata, Mammalia, Rodentia, Muridae. Gene Ontology annotation, biological process: G protein-coupled receptor signaling pathway. The annotation marks the transcript as partial. The record is from RefSeq and is a predicted model, not a curated record. The transcript has a single exon.